Messenger RNA from Felis catus (domestic cat), 516 nucleotides. Its product is annotated as galectin-related protein. The record is from RefSeq and is a predicted model, not a curated record. Gene Ontology annotation, molecular function: carbohydrate binding. NCBI's taxonomy places the organism in Eukaryota, Metazoa, Chordata, Mammalia, Carnivora, Felidae.
AUGGCAGGAUCCGUGGUGGACAGCGCUCCCACGGUGAAACUAAAUGAUGGGCAUUUAAACAACUCCCGGGGCUCCCCAGUUCAAGCCAUGUAUUUCCCAAGACUGAUAGUUCCAUUUUGUGGGCACAUUACAGGUGGCAUGAGACCAGGCAAGAAGCUGUUGGUGGUGGGCAUCGUAGACUUCAACCCAGAGAACUUUGCUAUCAGCUUGACCUGGGGUGACUCUGAAGACCCUUCUGCCAAUGUGGCAAUUGAACUCAAAGCUGGGUUCACAGACUGGCAACGACUCAGAAAUUCUUGUAUAUCUGGGGAAAGAGGUGAAGGGCAGUCUGCGAUACCUUACUUCCCAUUCAUCCCAGACCAGCUAUUCAGGGUGGAAAUUCUUUGUGAGCACCCAUGUUUCAGAGCGUUUGUGGAUGGACACCAAUUUUUUUAUUUUUACCACCACAUUCAAAUGUUAUCUGCAGUUGACACCAUAAAGAUACAUGGGGACCUCCAGAUCGCUAAGCUUGGCUGA